Molecule: messenger RNA, 670 nt
Organism: Nothobranchius furzeri (turquoise killifish)
Lineage: Eukaryota; Metazoa; Chordata; Actinopteri; Cyprinodontiformes; Nothobranchiidae
Gene: gfer
Product: growth factor, augmenter of liver regeneration (ERV1 homolog, S. cerevisiae)
Biological process (GO): liver development
Cellular component (GO): mitochondrion
Molecular function (GO): flavin adenine dinucleotide binding; flavin-dependent sulfhydryl oxidase activity
Source: RefSeq, a predicted model, not a curated record
AGAAACAUGGCUGCGCCUGCUGGUGCCGCUGAAUCGUCAGGCGCCAGCCCGCCGGGGUUCGAAGGUUUCCCCUUCCCGGUGAGCAGCAGACCACAGGAGGACAGCUCCGGUAAAGGGCAUGAACAAUCCGGGGAUGCAAGGAAGAAGCCAUGUAGAGCCUGUACGGAUUUUAAAUCGUGGGUGAAGCUACAGAAACGGCAGGAUGCUGAUGCUGCUCAGGAAACUCGUCCUGCAGAAAAUGUGAGACCAGAUCCCCAGUGUCCACUGGAGAGGGAUGAGUUGGGCAGAUGCACCUGGUCCUUUCUGCACACCAUGGCCGCGUAUUACCCAGACCGUCCGUCUUCCAGCCAGCAGCAGGACAUGGGGCAGUUCAUCAACCUGUUCUCCAGGUUCUUCCCUUGUGAAGAAUGUGCAGAAGAUCUCAGAGACCGAUUAAAAACCAAACAGCCGGACACGAGCAGCCGCUACGCUCUGUCUCAGUGGUUCUGCCAUCUUCACAACGACAUCAACGUCCGGCUGGGAAAACCCGAGUUUGAUUGUUCACGUGUGGAUGAGAGGUGGAGAGAUGGAUGGAAAGAUGGAACCUGUGACUAAGUGUUUGUAUUAAAAGUUAUGUCACUAAGAGUUUAUUUAAUAAGUAUGAUCGCAAAAUAAAAAGGAAUUAAAUGAA